Molecule: messenger RNA, 1712 nt
Organism: Platichthys flesus (European flounder)
Lineage: Eukaryota; Metazoa; Chordata; Actinopteri; Pleuronectiformes; Pleuronectidae
Exons: 4
Coding region: 126-1088 (320 amino acids)
Source: RefSeq, a predicted model, not a curated record
UGCUGGUUGAUGAACUGAGAAAAUAUGAGGUUAACCCCACACGCUCCCAGUGUCUCACAGUCUGUCAAAAUAUUGUGAGGCAAUACACCCAGAGUUUUGCUGACGUUUUUACAGAUGGCUCAAUCAUGGCUGGUGGUUGUAACUCACUACUAAUUCAGGUUAAAACUCGCAUUGAAAACCUAAACCGUGACAGCAGCUUUGCACACCACAGAGCGUCAAGAUGCUCUGGAUCCAGAUCUGUACGCAAAAGAGGGCCUACUGACACAUAUGGAUGUACCAGAUUUCAGCCAGAACUCCCACCAGAAGAGAGUUAUGAAACAGUGGAACACAAACGCCAAAGAUUGGACGAAAUCUAUCGCCAGGAAGGUGCAGGGGGGGUUGAAAAAGCAGAGGUUCAAACUCUCAUGGAGAAGACAUUCUGUCUACAGCGUCGCCAUAUAAACACUAUACCCACUCCUGCCAUUGAGGACAUCAGAAGCAAAUGGCCUUACCUCUUCAGUCAGAAGUGCAUCUAUGCUCAUUUUGAACUUCUCACAGACCUUAAUGUAUUACGUCUCCUGGAGCUUGCCAUGGAAGAAUGUGGACAGUCAAUAAUAGAAUACUUCCGCAGCAAGUCUACAAACAAAAAUGUCCAGAGUGCCCUUUACCAUGGUGAGAACUCUGAGGUGGCCCUCCAUGUUGUCCAGCUGCUGAUGGCCCACUUUGCAGAGACUCCAGAUGGACUUAUCCUUCUUGCAGACUUGUCUUCCACUGUGGCUGAUGUCGAAAGAACCCUUACCCUACCCCUGACUCCUCGUCUAAUACUGCUCGGUGGAACAGAGCAGGCGGCAGUUGGACGAUGGAUGAUCAGCCUGGAGGGACAUGUCAUUUGUGAGGGCAUCCAACAAGCAUUUGUGACAGGGCUUGCUGCUCUGUUUUCAGUGUACUAUAUCUUCAACCUACACUACCAAGAGGAAGCUGCCUGUACACUUGAAUUCAUUCAAAGACUACUAUGUUUUUCAGGCGAUUUGUUGGAAUCAAUCCAGAAAGAGGAACAAAGGCAGGUCGAGGCAAGAUCAUCUCCAAGAGGACAGGGAGAGUCGUUCUAAAGAAGUCAGUCACAGUUAAUACUCAUGUCUCCACUCUCCUGAAGAAUCUCAUUGACUUCGAGUGGAAUUUCAUUGGCCAGUGAAAGCUCACUACCCAGGUACAGCCACAGUUAUUUCCCAAUGUCUUUUUCUGUUCAUGUAAUGUUGUUCUUUUUCUCUUGGCCAGCAAAUAUGGUAUAAUGUACACAAAAAGGGAACAUGUUCAUUUGUCCCAGGGAAGAAAUGGUAUUGCUGGAUUUGAUCAGUUUAGCCUUUUAAGGUCACCGUGUAACAGUCAGUAGAAUCUGAGCACACCUUGGAUCAGUACUAUUCUUAGAGGGCACAGGGUCUGCUCUUAAUUUAAUUUCGUAUUUAUUGUUUUAUAUUUAUUUUAAGACUCCUUUAAGUUCUAAUUAAUACAGCUUACAUUGAAAUGCUGAAUGUGUACAGUGUAUUCUACUCAGGGAGAUUUUUGAAUUUUGUAUUAAUAGGUUACUCCAUACACUGUAUGACACCUCUUGGUUUCCCACUGUUCAAAUUUUGAUAAUGUUUGAAGAGAAUAUGUGUCUUUCCAUUGUGGUGUUAGAUGAUUGUUGUUGUAAGCACUUUGUCUGAGGGGGCGCUCUUUAUUUGCCAGAAUGAACA